This is a messenger RNA of Ruditapes philippinarum (Manila clam), 369 nucleotides long. Its product is annotated as signal recognition particle receptor subunit beta-like. The record is from RefSeq and is a predicted model, not a curated record. NCBI's taxonomy places the organism in Eukaryota, Metazoa, Mollusca, Bivalvia, Venerida, Veneridae. The coding region runs from base 1 to 369 and encodes 122 amino acids. The transcript is spliced from 5 exons.
AUGAGGACGCUCAAGCUGGUUUAUAGGAAAUACAAAGCUACAUUUACAUCUAUAUCAGCAAAUUCUGGAACAUACACUAUCCCAGAUACGGGUAAAACUUUAAGGAUAAUUGAUCUACCUGGCCAUGAAAGAGUGCGACUUCAAAUGAUGGAAACACACAAAGAUCUGACAAGGGCUAUCAUGUUUGUUGUGGAUAGCUCUAGUGUUCAGAAAGACAUCAAGGAUAUAGCAGAGUACCUUUACACAGUAUUAAGUGACAGCAAAAUCUCAAGUAUAUGUCCACCAGUACUCAUUGUGUGUAAUAAACAAGACUUAACCUUUUCUAAAGGGGCAAAGGUCAUUCAAAGUCAAUUGGAGAAAGAAAUGUAA